AUAAGUCUCACAAAUGGCAACACCAUGUAGACAUUUCUUUUUAUUUCGGUUCUUUGCCGUGUUGUUUCGGUGAAGAGCGGCAGGAUGAAGUACAAUAGGCUCGUCACCUCAUCGAGGAGGAAAAACAGGAAGCGGCAUUUUAGCGCGCCGUCGCACAUCAGAAGAGUUCUGAUGUCAGCGCCUCUUUCCAAGGAGCUUAGACAGAAGUUCAAUGUAAAAUCUAUGCCCAUCCGUAAGGACGAUGAAGUGCAGGUAGUCCGAGGCCACUACAAAGGCCAACAGGUCGGCAAAGUAGUCCAGGUUUACCGUAAGAAGUUCGUCGUCUACAUUGAGAGGAUCCAGCGUGAAAAGGCCAAUGGUGCCAGCGCAUAUGUUGGUAUUCAUCCCUCAAAGUGUGUGAUCGUCAAGUUAAAGAUGAACAAGGACCGCAAAGCCAUCCUGGACCGCAGGGCGAAGGGCAGACUCGCAGCCCUGGGUAAGGACAAGGGCAAGUACACGGAGGAAACCGCCACUGCGAUGGAGACCUCGUAAACAUCUAGGUUUUAAGGCUAAUAAAAAAGAAAAUGCAA
Pectinophora gossypiella (pink bollworm) is the source of this 569-nucleotide messenger RNA. It is a transcript of the gene RpL26, whose product is annotated as 60S ribosomal protein L26. Gene Ontology annotation, molecular function: RNA binding; structural constituent of ribosome. The transcript is spliced from 4 exons. The record is from RefSeq and is a predicted model, not a curated record. Bases 85 to 531 code for a protein of 148 amino acids. Gene Ontology annotation, biological process: ribosomal large subunit biogenesis; cytoplasmic translation. NCBI's taxonomy places the organism in Eukaryota, Metazoa, Arthropoda, Insecta, Lepidoptera, Gelechiidae. Gene Ontology annotation, cellular component: ribosome; cytosolic large ribosomal subunit.